This is a messenger RNA of Sphaeramia orbicularis (orbiculate cardinalfish), 1863 nucleotides long. RefSeq lists its product as uncharacterized. Lineage: Eukaryota; Metazoa; Chordata; Actinopteri; Kurtiformes; Apogonidae. The coding region runs from base 69 to 731 and encodes 220 amino acids. The record is from RefSeq and is a predicted model, not a curated record. The transcript has 6 exons.
GCAGAGCCGGUCACAGCUGAUCUGGAUCUGAGGAGCUCAGACACCACAGACACCACAGACACCACAGGAUGGACUUCACAGACAGGACUGUGCGCAUGUGCUGCAGCGUUGGGCUGAUGCUGAUGUUGCCGUCGGUCUGGGCGGUGUUCAGUCUCCACUGUAACGUCACUCAGACUUCUGAUGGGAUGUUCAGGCUGUGGUUGUCAGAGCCGCCGCCGGCACCGGACUGCAACUGGUUGUGGGAGGACUCCAACAAAAUAAAUCUGGCUGUCAGUGUUGACAACUUCAGCGAUCAGGUGUUCAACGUAUCGGACCAGUACCUCAUCCUGAAGACCUGCAGCAACUACACCACAUACCAGCGGGGCUGUCUGAAACUGGGCUGGACUGCAGUUGUGUGUUCAUUUAACUGCAGCUCCAUUGUGACUCCGCCUCCUCCUAUUCUGGUGGUUCCUCAUAUCCCUGGGCUUUGGCUUUGGCUGACAGUGGCUGCAUCGAUCCUUUUUGUGCUCAGCGUCUUUGGCAGUUUGGUCCACUGGUGCAGAAAAAGGAGUCUGGCCAACAAGAGUCAUCAGGAUCAGACUCGAAGGGUGGAGGAGGAGGUGAUGGAGAGGAUGAUGCAGGACCAGGACCAACGCCUACAGGCAGAUCAGAUGUGUGAUGUUAAAAUCCCACUGGCUGAAAUCCAACCACUGGAUCAGUGUGUAGAUCUAGAAGACGGAGCAUCAGUUUGAACACAGAAGUAGUUGGACUUAUUUUUAAUCAGGAGGUUUUGAUGACAGUGCCACAGCAUUAGAAGACUGGUCUGCUUUGGUGGAGGUCUGCGCUCUGAAUGAUUUUCUAGUUUUGGAUGUUUUUCAUCUAAAAAUAUUUAAACUAAAUGUUGUCCUUUGAGUCUGUUUCAGAUGGCAUUUAGACCUUUACAAUUCUGUGGAAUAUUUGUCUGAAACUGGUCUGGUUCAAAAGGUAUGAAUCAAAAAGUAGUGGGCGGUCCAUCCGUGAUGCCCUUGACCCUGCCCACUUAUAAAAUAUAGACUCACAUUUUUUCAUAAAAGUCAACUCUUCUCACCAUAAAAUCGACCACAUCUAGAACCCAUGGUUCCCACGGGUCAACGCCAGGGAUGCAAAUUAUCGAUUAAUCCAUUAAUCAUUAGUUGGUUGACCUUAUUGAUUGAUUAACGAUUAAUUGAUAAGCGGUGAUUUUCCUGAGAACCUGAAUUUCUCGUUCAAUACAGUCUAUAAGAAUAAAAGCUCAAUACUGUUUAUGUACUUCAUAAGAAAAUCGUGUCACAUUACUUAAUGAUUGAUUUAUUGAACCAUUGGAUACAGUCAGUGUUUCCAGUGGAAUUCAUCUGUUGGUGUGGUGGUGUGGAAUGGGGGGUGCACGUGCGUGCACACAAAAGGGUUAAUAGUCAGUCUCUGCUAGAAGUCCCGCCUCUAACCUAAUUAUCACUCUCUGAUUGGCUCUGCGGUUUUGCUAUCGUACAUGUGAUUGGCCGUCCCUGCUGUUCCUCCAUCUACUUGUAAAAGCUACAGUUAUCUGCUAGUGGGACAGGACAGGAAAAAAUAAAUAAAUAAAAGAGUUGGACCGGACAGGAGGGAGUUCGUAUCAUCAACCGCUUAGCGUAAGUUGUCAACAUGUUUGCAUUUGUUCUGUCCGGGUCACGUCAGUUAGACAGAUUUGAAUAUCACAGGUGUCAUUUACAUGUACAUUUGUUCAUGUGUCUGUUUGAAUAUCACAGGUGUCAUUUACACGUGUCUGUUUACUUGCAUGCGCAUGCAUAUGUGUGUCCAUGUGUGCAGGGCCGGUUCAUGGCAUAGGCUGAUAACUGAUAACAUGAUAAUUUCUCAUUAAUUGUCUUAAAA